Molecule: messenger RNA, 1725 nt
Organism: Capsicum annuum
Lineage: Eukaryota; Viridiplantae; Streptophyta; Magnoliopsida; Solanales; Solanaceae
Exons: 1
Coding region: 299-1510 (403 amino acids)
Source: RefSeq, a predicted model, not a curated record
AACAUGGUUAGCCCAAAUUAUGAACCCGGCUCCGUUGGAAUCAGGGGCAAAUCUGUUCUUGUUCAAAAAAACCCUCACCUAAACAAAAAAAAAAUAUCUCGGUUCGGCAACCUCUUUUUUAAGCCCUGCCGAUAAAAAUACAAGAAUAGCAAGUUGAUAAAAUUAAGUUCAAUUUUUUCCAAGUUGUUCUAAAAAUCAAAAUGGCUAAUUUAGUGCCUUUAUCUGUAAAUUGAACAGAGAAAGAAAAUUUUGAACCGAGUUUUUAGUUCUUCAAUCGAAAUCUCUGCUAUUAAUAUCAAUGGCAGCAACAUCGCCAGUUCUGGUAUACUCGAAGCUACCUUCAUCUUCAUUCUCCUGCUGCAAUGUAUCAAAACACAAAUUUUUUUCUCACAGACAUUUUCACAAACAGUUGGUGUGCAAUUCACAACAACCCCGAAUACAUCUUGAAUUACCCAAAUCCCUCUUGCCUGAGUCCUCAAUUCCCUUCAGCAAUGUCAAUUCUUCGCCUUCACGGCAAUAUCUUAGUGGGUUUCGGUCAUCAUUAAUGCCUGUCCAAUGUUCGUCUUCAUAUUCAGAUGCACCAGAAACAGUGGUGUUCGAAAGCCUAAAGGGGUUUUCUUUGGAUUCAGUGAAAAUGGGUUUGUCUCAGUUGACUCCAUUUAAAGUUUUAAAAUGGGGUUUGAUGUUUUCCAUUGCUGCAAUUGCAUCCAAAUGGAUGCUGAAUGUGCUAGUGAAUCCGUUCUUUUGGAUGUAUUUUAGUAUGACAUGGUUAUAUUGGCCAUGGAUGGUGGCUCUAAGUUUCGCAACUUACAGUUUUUAUUGCUUAAACAAGCAUUUACGUGGGGAGGCAAAUGUGGUUGAGCAGUUUGUGAUUGUUAGUUCAGCAUUCACUUGGCUUACGUUAGUACCACCUGCACAUUUCAAUGGUUUUCUUGAAGGUUGGCCUGUUGUGUUCUUUUUGGUGUAUCAUUAUUUCUUUUUCUUGAAUGUGAGUAUACGUAAACGAAUGUAUGGUGAUUACAAACCGAGAGAGCAUGACCCGAGAUGGGAUGUUAGUUUGCCUAAAUGGAAGAAGUUGUUGUUUUGUGUUGGAGUUAUGGUUGGUCAUUGGGUUGCAGCAUUUGAAGGUCCGGAAUUGCAUCUUGUACCUGGUGGAUGGAGCAAUUUGGGCAUUUGGGGUUUGAUUGUGAUGGCAGUGUUUAUGCAGUAUCAUUCUUCGUUGUAUUUGGCGAAGUAUUCGGAGAAGGUGGUGGUGCCUACUGCUGUCGUACAGUUUGGUCCGUAUCGGUUUGUUCGUCAUCCUAUUUAUGCUUCAACCAUGCUCUUGUUUGUUGCUUAUUGUAUUGCUCUUAGGGCGCCUUUGAGUGCUCUCUUCAUUGCUGUCGUUUGCUCCGUGUACUAUGGGAAUAAAGCUAAGUUAGAGGAAUGUUUGAUGGUAGAGAACUUUGGUGAGAGAUAUAUGGAGUACGCAAGUAAAGUUAGAUACAAACUUAUUCCUUAUGUUUAUUAGUGCAAGUUGUUGUGAGUUGCAUAAUGUUUUCUUGUGUAAUGCAGAAAAGAGAAUGAGAAUAGGAACACCUUAAUUGGCUUUUCCGAGAAUUUGUAGUAAAAAAAUCAUGAAAAUUCAAACUUUUUCAGGAGUAACAGCAGGGAAGACAUAAACUUGGCCUUCAAAAGAAAUAGUUUGUUCUAUUGUUUCAAAUGUAGUUUCCUUUUGUUGUUCUU